GAACGCCGUACGGUCAUGUGAUCCCAGUUUCCCCCCCCCCCUCUCUCUUUUUUUCUUCCUUCGAAGUUGAAAGGCAGGAGCCGAGCGGCGGAAGGGAGCCACCACCACUUUACUGCCUUCCUCUCACUGGUCGCGGAUGCAACGACUUCGUCACUUUUGAGGAGCCACAUUGUCCAUUUUUUUUUCCUCCCCCCCCCCCUUCAUCACGAUGGCGGGGGCAAUUAUCGAGAACAUGAGCACCAAAAAGUUGGUGAUAGUGGGAGUUAUACUGCUUUUGUUCCAGGCGUUCGCUUUCAUGGUCGGUGGGUUAAUUGCUCCUAGCCCCACCUCGGCAGUCCACUAUCUGGCUACCAAAUGUGUGGACACUGUCAAGCACCGCCAGGAAACAAAGUGGUUCAUGCCUUGGGGUCCCAACCAAUGUGACAAGAUCCGGACCUUUGAUGAGGCCAUGGCCAAGAGGAUUGAGGCCAACAACAUUGUGUUUGCUGUCCACAUUCCUCUGCCUAACAAGGAGAUGAGCCCCUGGUUCCAGUUCAUGCUGGUUAUCUUGCAGUUUGACAUCGCGUUCAAGAUGUACAACCAGAUAGAGGAUGGAGCAAUGGUCACUGUUGACGUGGGCCUGGCCUACAGAGACGAUACAGUCAGUGAGUGGACCGAGAUGGCUCACUCUUUUGAAAAACGGAAGCUCAACUGCAACUUCACCACUUCAAAGACUUUUGAAAAUGAGGGUCGUUACUAUGAAUGUGACCUGUUGCCCUUCAUGGAGGUCGGUAGUGUGGCUCAUAAGUACUAUCUCCUCAACAUCCGUCUGCCCGUCAAUGAGCGCAAGAAGAUCAACGUGGGCAUUGGAGAAAUAAAGGAUAUUCGCUUGGUUGGUAUCCACCAAAAUGGAGGUUUCACUAAGGUUUGGUUUGCCAUGAAGACCUUCCUGACACCCAGCAUCCUCAUCAUCAUGAUCUGGUACUGGAGGCGCAUCAGGCUUAUGACCAGACCCCCUGUGCUGCUGGAGAAAGUGAUCUUUGCUCUGGGGAUCUCCAUGACGUUCAUCAACAUCCCAGUGGAGUGGUUCUCAAUUGGCUUCAACUGGACCUGGAUGUUGCUUUUUGGAGACAUCCGACAAGGCAUUUUCUAUUCCAUGUUGCUUUCCUUCUGGAUCAUCUUCUGCGGGGAGCACCUCAUGGACCAGACGGAGAGGAAUCGUUUCUCAGUGUAUUGGAAGCAAGUUGGGCCCAUCGUGUUUGGGUCUUUCUGUCUCUUUAUCUUUGACAUGUGUGAGAGAGGUGUCCAGUUGACAAACCCCUUCUAUAGCAUCUGGGCAUCUGAUGUUGGGACUGAGCUGGCUAUGGCUUUCAUUAUAGUGGCAGGGAUUUGCGCCUGCCUCUACUUUCUCUUCCUCUGUUUCAUGGUUUUCCAAGUCUUCCGCAACAUAAGUGGUAAGAGGACUUCACUUCCUGCCAUGUCCAAGGCCAGACGCCUGCACUAUGAGGGUUUGAUUUUUAGGUUCAAAUUUCUCAUGUUGGUCACUUUGGCCUGUGCUGCCAUGACCGUCAUCUUCUUCAUCAUCAGUCAGGUGAAUGAGGGUCACUGGCACUGGGGGGAACACACCGUGCAGGUGAACAGCGCCUUCUUCACAGGCAUCUACGGAAUGUGGAACCUGUACGUAUUCGCCAUCAUGUUCUUGUAUGCCCCCUCUCACAAGCGAUACGGAGAUGACCAGUCAAGUGGACAGUGCAUCACUGGAGAUACUGCGGCAAACAGCGGGGAGGACAUCCAACUGACUACAACCAUCACUCAUGUCGACGGUCCCACUGAGAUCUACAAGAUGACUGGAAAAGAGGCACAAGAGUAGACCCCGCACUGUUAUUGACACAUGCCCUUUAUUACCUACUGUUCCAAAUACCCCCUUUCCCACUUACAUUCUGUACAUAAGUUACAAGCAUUUCUCUUUAUACUGUAUACUGCCAGGCUGAUAGAGCAGUGGCAGUCCACCUUUGCAUGAACCUUCCAACCUCCAGCUGCGGUAUCUUUCAAACCAUCGACAAUACUCACAAAAAGUUAAGGAUACUAACAUUUUGUAAGUAGUGUAUUUCACACCAAUGUCUCUGUUGUUUUCCCAAAAUUCUGAAUACUCUAGUCAUUUUCAUUUCAUGAUGGAUACAUUUCAUACACUUUUUGUACAAUUGUUUUUACAUGUUGCACAACACUUUUGACACCAAGUCGGGUACUUGAAAGCUGCUUCACAGACAAAUGUAUUAGUUCAAAAUGUUACAUUUAUCCUGUUUGGCACUACAGUUUAACUGUUUAAGACCUGAGCUUUUGAUGGGAAAGGACAGCGUGAUUUAUUUUUUAUGAAUGCCUUGCUGUCAUUAGGUUUAAUUUUCUAUCCUGUAAUAUUCAUAGUGAAGGCAAUAGAACCUGUCACUAAUCUCUUCCAUAGAAAGUACACGUGACACACAUAAUUGUGAUUUUCUGUUUGUUUUUGUUUUGUUUAAUCAUGGGGUAAUGUACAGACCACAUAGCCUAUUUUUGUUUUUCUGACUUCAAAACAAUGUAUCAAACUCUGCCAUGUUAAGAGUGUAGAAGUUGCCAGUAGUCUAUUAAAUGUAAUGUUUUUGUUAUUUGCUUUUUAUUGUAAUUUAAAUAAAGUACUUAACUAUU
This is a messenger RNA of Phycodurus eques (leafy seadragon), 2658 nucleotides long. It is a transcript of the gene wls, whose product is annotated as Wnt ligand secretion mediator. Gene Ontology annotation, molecular function: Wnt-protein binding. Gene Ontology annotation, cellular component: endomembrane system; organelle membrane. Gene Ontology annotation, biological process: Wnt signaling pathway; intracellular protein transport; Wnt protein secretion. The coding region runs from base 209 to 1849 and encodes 546 amino acids. The record is from RefSeq and is a predicted model, not a curated record. The transcript is spliced from 12 exons. Lineage: Eukaryota; Metazoa; Chordata; Actinopteri; Syngnathiformes; Syngnathidae.